This is a messenger RNA of Athene cunicularia (burrowing owl), 1479 nucleotides long. Its product is annotated as gamma-aminobutyric acid type B receptor subunit 1-like. The transcript has 5 exons. Gene Ontology annotation, biological process: gamma-aminobutyric acid signaling pathway; G protein-coupled receptor signaling pathway. Gene Ontology annotation, molecular function: G protein-coupled GABA receptor activity. Bases 1 to 711 code for a protein of 236 amino acids. The record is from RefSeq and is a predicted model, not a curated record. Gene Ontology annotation, cellular component: G protein-coupled receptor heterodimeric complex; membrane. Lineage: Eukaryota; Metazoa; Chordata; Aves; Strigiformes; Strigidae.
AUGGAGCCAGGCCAGGUUGGGGGGGGGACCCUGUUUGACCCCCCGUGGUCCCCCCCAGGGAUAUUUUACGGCUUCAAGGGGUUGCUGCUGCUGUUGGGCAUCUUCCUGGCGUAUGAGACCAAGAGCGUGUCCACGGAGAAGAUCAACGACCACCGAGCGGUGGGCAUGGCCAUCUACAACGUAGCGGUCCUCUGCCUCAUCACGGCGCCCGUCACCAUGAUCCUCAGCAGCCAACAGGACGCGGCCUUCGCCUUCGCCUCGUUGGCCGUCGUCUUCUCCUCCUACAUCACCUUGGUGGUCCUCUUCGUCCCCAAGAUGCGGCGCCUCAUCACCCGAGGUGAGUGGCAGUCGGAGCAGCAGGACACCAUGAAGACAGGGUCAUCCACCAACAACAACGAGGAGGAGAAAUCCCGACUGUUGGAGAAGGAGAACCGGGAGCUGGAGAAAAUCAUCGCCGAGAAGGAGGAACGUGUCUCUGAGCUCCGCCAGCAGCUCCAGGACCGCCAGCAGCUCCGGUCCCGCCGCCGGUCGUCCAACCCCUCCCGUGAGGCUGACAACCAUUUCUCACCGGGGUUAAGCGCCGCCACGGCCCCCCCGGCCCCCUUCUACCAGCCCAACCUCCCCCUGGUCCGUUGCCUGGUCUCGGAACAAGCCGACAAGCUCGGCCGGGGCAACUGCGACGGUAGCCGCGUUCAUCUCCUCUAUAAGUGACCCUCGGAGGGGCGGGGCUAAGAGCAGAGGGGAGGGGCUAUUUGCCAUGGGGUGGGGUCAGUGGGUGGGGCUAGGCAGGGAGGGCAGAGCCUCUUUGCCUUAUUAAUUUUUUUUUUUUAAAAAAAAGUCUUUUCUUCUUAAUCUGGGGGUUCAUGGCUCUGGCCAGGUCCCCCCCCACUUCCCGCAGGGCUCCAGGUGUCACCUGCCCUCCAACUGUUGUCAGGCGGAAAACUAUGGGGUGGGGUCAGGGGGAAGAAGGGUGGUUCUUAAUUAAGGGGGGGAAGAGCAGAGUGAGCGAGGGCUGAAUUCACAUGGAAACACCCCCCCCAAAACUCCCCUACAGCCACCCCAUGGCCCCUACAGUCACCCUGUCUCCCCUACAGUCAUCCCACCUCCCUCUCCACUCCAGCUGUAGCACACAGUCGGACAGUCCUGCUGACUCGUCCUCCUCCAACCUGUCCCUGCUACAUCCCCACGACGUCCCCUCCAUGUCCCCCCCCCACGCGCUGUUGCGCGCAACCGGAGUUCAGCUCCCGGUGUAGCAAACAACCACCCUGUUCAUCCCCUGUUGACGGUGUUAUUGUAGCCCAGUGUUGAUACAGGUGAUGCGGGGGGAUGCAAGCUCAGGCCCGGGGAUGCAGGUGGUUGUCUCGCAAGUGGUAAUUCCUGUAGUUUAAUGUCAGGCUGUAGUGUACAACUGAGUCUAGUUAAGUCUAGUCAGACUGUAGUGCACAACUUGUACGUACAAUCAAAUCGUAUUGCACAUCA